GUUGGUGGCGGUAAUGCACCUUAAAGUUGGUUUCCAACCGCCAUAUAAACUCCACAGAAGAUGAACAACGAGUCCUGUGUUUUGAAAUCUGACACCGCUACAGGACUGUGACAGCUGUGAAUCGGUUCAUCUCGCUAAGUUAUCUUAUAGGGAGGGACAAGUUACAUUAGCUAGUUGUAUUGGCACUUCCCCACAAUGGAAGAAGCAGGAUACAAAGCCAUGGCUUCGGCUACUUCAGGUUCUAUUCACUUCUUCCACAAUGAUUUUUGAGGAUGAGAUACAAAUGAAAGAAUACCUCAAGAUGAUGACUGAUAUGAUCGUGUUGUGUGCCACCCUGGCCAUCUCCCUCUUCUUCUGGAUAAUUUCCAUCACAGCCAGCACAUAUUUUGGCACUCUCCAGCCGGUGUCUCCAUGGCGAUGGUUGUUCUCCAUCCUGGUUCCUCUGACUCUCACCACACGGGCCCUGAAGAAGAGGAGUCUGGACCACAGCGGAGCCCUGGGAGCCCUGCUGGUCGGCUUCAUCCUCACCAUGGCCAACAUGAGUUUCUUCUCUGCUCUGCUGGCUUUCUUCAUCACUUCCUCCAAGCUGACACGCUGGAAAGAAGAGGUCAAGAAGAAACUAGACUCUGACUAUAAAGAAGGUGGUCAGAGGAACUGGGUGCAGGUGUUCUGUAACGGUGGUGUCCCCACAGAGCUGGCGCUGCUAUAUAUGAUCGAGGUGGGUCCAGGGGAGAUGCCGGUGGACUUUGGGAAACAGUACUCAGCCUCCUGGAUGUGUCUGUCUCUGCUGGGGGCCUUGGCCUGCUCUACGGGGGACACCUGGGCUUCAGAGGUGGGGCCCGUCCUCAGUCAGACCAAACCCCGCCUCAUCACCUCCUGGAGAGAGGUCCCUACAGGGACCAAUGGAGGAGUGACCCCAGUGGGUCUACUGGCUAGCUUCCUGGGGGGCCUGGCAGUGGGCGUGGCUUACUAUAUCUCUCAGAUCCUAUUGGUCCGUGACCUGCACCUGGCUGAUCCCCAGUGGCCAAUCAUAAUCUAUGGAGCCAUGGCUGGCCUAAUGGGGUCCAUGUUGGACUCUGUCCUGGGAGCACACUGGCAGUACUCAGGUUAUGACGUAAACCUCGGAAAGGUUGUCAACUGUGCGUCUGUGACAACUAAGAGGAUAUGUGGGAAGCCUAUCCUGGACAACAAUGGCGUUAACCUCUUCUCUUCCAUCAUUGUAGCUCUGGUACUUCCUGGUGUUGCGUGGAGCUUCUGGCCUCACUAGGGAAGGAACUCUUGUGCGCUUCCCUGAUUUUGUAUUUUGUCC
Molecule: messenger RNA, 1309 nt
Organism: Oncorhynchus mykiss (rainbow trout)
Lineage: Eukaryota; Metazoa; Chordata; Actinopteri; Salmoniformes; Salmonidae
Source: RefSeq, a predicted model, not a curated record